Messenger RNA from Thamnophis sirtalis, 1501 nucleotides. NCBI's taxonomy places the organism in Eukaryota, Metazoa, Chordata, Lepidosauria, Squamata, Natricidae. The record is from RefSeq and is a predicted model, not a curated record.
GGUUAUCGCAAAGUGAUUCUUUCCACCAACAUUGCAGAGACCUCCAUCACCAUUGCAGGCAUAAAAUACGUUGUGGACACAGGGAUGGUCAAAGCAAAGAAAUAUACGCCCCAAAGUGGCCUGGAGGUCCUGGCAGUGCAGCGAAUCUCAAAGGCCCAGGCCUGGCAAAGAGCUGGUCGAGCUGGGAGAGAAGAAAGUGGAUUUUGUUACCGCCUCUACACAGAAGAUGAAUUUGAGAAGUUUGAUAAGAUGACUGUACCAGAGAUCCAAAGGUGAAAGGCGCUGCAGGCCGCCAUCGAGCAACUGACUCUCCUGGGUGCGGUGGAAAAGAAAGAAGACCAGCUGAUCCUCACACCAUUGGGGAAAAAAAUGGCUGCAUUUCCUCUCGAGCCCAAAUUUUCCAAAACGAUCCUGAUGUCUCCCAGGUUCCAUUGUACGGAGGAGAUCCUGACCAUUGUCUCGCUGCUCUCUGUGGACAGCGUCCUCUACAAUCCUCCUUCCCGUCGGGAGGAAGUCCAGGCCGUCCGAAAGAAAUUCAUCUCCAGCGAAGGGGAUCACAUCACUUUGCUCAACAUUUACCGGGCCUUCAAAAAUAUCAGUGGCAAUAGGGAAUGGUGCAAAGAAAAUUUUGUGAACAGUCGAAACAUGAUGCUGGUUUCAGAUGUUAGAGCUCAACUAAGGGAUAUUUGUAUAAAGCUUUCGAUACCCUUGGAGUCUUCCCGCUCUGAUACUGGGACUAUCCGCCGCUGCCUGGCCUAUAGCCUCUUCAUGUAUACAGCAGAGCUGCAGCCAGAUGGCACCUAUGCCACAACUGAUACCCAUCAGCCAGUGGCCAUUCACCCUUCUUCAGUCCUUUUCCAUUGCAAACCAGCCUGCGUUGCAUACAAUGAACUGUUGCACACCAGCAAAUGCUACAUGAGGGACCUCUGUGUGGUGGAUGCUGACUGGCUAUAUGACGCGGCCCCCGAAUACUUUCGCCGGAAGCUGAGAGCAGCCAAGAAUGGACCUUAAGAUUGGGGAUAAGGAAAAAAAAAUUAGUUGCCUAUAGGACCUUGGAUUUGUGACUUUGGUAACUGAAUAUACAGGAAUGUUGCUAUACCGACAGAAGCGAGCUGGACCUCAUAAUGUUUCUUUCACAGUCUCUUCUGGAAUAGGAUCUUAAGUGGGCAUGUUCCACGUGCUGUACCUACCUAGAAGAGAUAAUAAGAGGCCACAGGCAGAUUUUGCAUCUCUGAAAUGCUUCGUGAUUAGCCCGCCUCUGUUUCCAUUCCAAAUGUAUGAUGAGGUUUCCAUAUAAGUAGUCCGCCUUGGUCUUCAGUCCUUUAGAAAGCAUGCCAUAUAAAGAAAAGAGAAACACAGAUGUUUUUAGGACAAAACUUGGUAAAUCUAUACAUUUUGAAAACUGCCUUGUCACAGACUUUCUCAGCACUGCAUCUUACCAUUACUAUGUAACGUGAGGGAAAAAAAUAAUUUUAAAUAAUAUUUAUUUUUAGGAUGGAAA